This is a messenger RNA of Pangasianodon hypophthalmus (striped catfish), 4752 nucleotides long. RefSeq names its product BarH-like homeobox 2 (gene barhl2). Gene Ontology annotation, molecular function: RNA polymerase II transcription regulatory region sequence-specific DNA binding; DNA-binding transcription factor activity, RNA polymerase II-specific. The record is from RefSeq and is a predicted model, not a curated record. Gene Ontology annotation, biological process: regulation of transcription by RNA polymerase II. Gene Ontology annotation, cellular component: nucleus. The coding region runs from base 625 to 1698 and encodes 357 amino acids. NCBI's taxonomy places the organism in Eukaryota, Metazoa, Chordata, Actinopteri, Siluriformes, Pangasiidae. The transcript has 3 exons.
CAACGUAGGAAAUCAUUGUAGAGCAUCAACUGGGGAGGAUUUCUAGCAAAAAAAAAGAGGGUGAGUUGAUGUCGAGGAGUUAGAAAGCUCAGAAAGCGCAACUUUUGGGAGAGAGAAAGAGAGCGAGAUAUAGAGAGAGACAGAUCGAGAGAGAGAGAGAGAGAGAGAGAGAGAGAGAGAAAUAAAGUUCAGGCACCAGUGCAAAAGGACGUGGAGCUACACAAGACCCAGCUGCUUUUUACAGAUUUCAUACUGAAAGAAAGCGCAUCCUGGGAGACUUCAUGUGCAUCACAAUCUUCUCCACAUCUUAACAAACUUGCAAGGAUUUUUGUUUUUCCGGCUUGUUUUCUGCGUUUAGCUGUGUGCUCCGUUAAGCUUCAGAAUCACUCUGAUGCGUUUAAUUGGCGAGGAUUAAUAAAUAGACUGCGCACUUUUUUUUUUGUUUGUUUCUGAAGCAUCAGCUCGCGUUUAAUUCCGUCUAAAUUGCACGCGCCAUAAUUCAUCAUCAUCAUCUUCUUCUUCUUCUUCUUUUUAAUGAAUUGAUGGAGAAGAAACUUCCUGUUAUGCAGACUCCUUAAACCAACAUCGGUUUUUCUUUUUCUUUUUUUUUUAUGUUUUAAUGUCAUGGAAGGAUCCAGCGCGUCUAGUUUUGGAAUAGACACCAUUUUAUCUUCCGCCGGUUCCUGCAGCUCGGCGCUCGCGAUGAUGGACGGAGACUUCCGGGCGGCGGAUUUCCGGAGCCGCGCGACACCUUCGCCCUGCUCGGAUGUAGACGCGGGCGCGAGGAGCCCUUCGUCCCCGAUCUCCGUCACUGCGGAGCCUCCUGAGCCGCAUCCGGUGCAAGACGGCCUUCAUCAUCAUCUCCAUCAUCACCAUUAUCAUCCGGUGGCCCAAAAUCCGGCCGCGUGCGCCCCGCGGACCGCCACCUCCUCUUUUUUGAUCAAGGACAUUCUGGGCGACGGGAAGCCGCUGGCAGCGUGUGCGCCCUACAGCGCGAGCCUCGCACCCUCCCCGCAGCACCAGCGUCAGCAUCAUCACACUCCCAAAGCAGAGAGCGCGGACUGUCUCACCCCAAAAGCCGAGCACGACGAGCACGGAGGCAAAGCAGAAAAAAGAGACGACAUUCACAACGACGCCAAAUGCAACGGAACAAAAGAAGAGGGUGAUCGGGAAAUCUCGAGCUCCAGAGACAGUCCGCCUGUACGCGCUAAAAAGCCGCGGAAAGCGCGAACAGCCUUUUCGGAUCAUCAGCUGAACCAACUGGAGCGCAGCUUCGAGCGCCAGAAGUACCUGAGCGUGCAGGACCGCAUGGACCUGGCAGCAGCGCUCAACCUCACCGACACACAGGUCAAGACCUGGUACCAGAACCGACGGACGAAGUGGAAGCGGCAGACGGCGGUGGGACUGGAGCUGCUGGCGGAAGCGGGCAGUUACUCGGCGCUGCAGCGGAUGUUUCCGUCCCCGUAUUUCUACCCGCCGGGGCUGCUCGGCUCUGUGGACGGCACGGCGGCGGCGGCGGCGGCGGCAGCAGCGAUGUACAGCAGCGUUUACCGGAACAGCGCACCGGCGCCGCAUCCCGCAGCCACUCUGCACAGACCGCUCGUGCCGCGCGUGCUAAUUCACGGGCUGGGCGCGAGCGGGCAACCGGCGCUCAACCCGCUGGGGAACCCUGUUCCUGGCACGCCGCAUCCCCGGUAAAAAAAAAAAAAAAAAGUACAACUGAAAAAAAAAAUCAAUGAAAAAAGACAUUGGAGAGCGAGAACUGAAUCAGACUGAAGCGCUGACUUUUUUUUUUUCUCGAAAGGACACGCAGCGCUUUUCCCCCCAAGAAAGAAUACUAAAAGACAGUUUUAUUAUCGAAGAACAACAAGAAGAUGAUGAAGUGUUAUUAUUUAAGAUGGACCAUGCUUUUCUGAGUUAUGGCCGUGCACACAAAAGGUGACUGUUCAUUUGACGGAUUGUUGUUUUUGAUUUUUUUUUCUUUUUUGUACAAAUACACUUAUACUACUAAAUAAAUGUAAAUUUUAUUAGAGGGACAGAAAAAGGUUGAAUAAAGACAGAAUACUAAACACAAAGUUAUAUGGGAUGCUUUUUAACCAAAGUGGCUAUAUUAAUUACAUUUCACUCUUUCAAACAGUCAGGCACGACUUUUUAAACAUCUGAUAAUACGGUCAAUUAAUUAAAACAUUCAAUCAAUACGGAAAAUAAAUUCAAUAAUAAAAAAGCUCUAAUUCCCCCAAAUGUUGCCCUGCAAAUAAAUAGAACUUCUUAAAGCACAGUGGGUUUAGGUCUUUAUAAACGAUCCACAUCUUUAAAACAGCUUUUACUGUUACAUUACUUUUACAUUUAAGUCAGCUUAGACUUACUUUACUUGUGAUAAGCAUUUUAUUUUCAAAUGUAAGAGGCAAAUUUAGUUUAAACAUUGAUGAAACCACUUUUUAAAAAAAAAUAUAUAUAUGGGGCAUAUUUUAAGAUUGUUGUUAAUUAUUUGAGUUUCACUGAACAUGAAUUUGAGGUGAUUAAAAAAGAUUCAGAUUAUCUGACAGCUGAAAUUUUAAAUAGUUCAUUUUAGCUAGACAGUUAACCACAUUAUCUGUAAAUCAUGGUACAGCUGCAUGGUAUAGCUGCUCAGGAUGAGGAUGAGGAUGAGGAUGAAGAUCAGGAUCAGGAUCAGUUAUCAUGGAUGAAUAUCUGAGGGAUACUGUUUGGACACAGAGCUGCGGUUUCAGCCAUAACCUUUUACUAUUGCUCUCGCUCUCUUUUGGCAUUUUUUAAAAAAAAAUCACUUUAUCACUUUAUCAUAUCAUUUUACAGCUACACAUUCUGGUUUAAGUUUGUUUUAGCUUCAAGUAAUGAAUUUUUUUUUCAUCUGCAACAUUCAGAUGUUGUUCAAAGGAAGAUUUUUACACCCGACAUCUGAGAGAAAGAGAGAGAGAAAGAAAGAAGGGGGAAAGAGAGAAAGAAAAACUAAACAAAGUAAUUAAGAAGGGUAAUUUGUCAUCCCCCACAGAAAGACUUAUAUCUUAUUAAAUAUAACAAUAAGAUUUCUACACUUUGGAAUAAAUUAAUCGUCUUAUCACAGAGACUGGGUUUUCUGUUAAAAUAACAAACUUGCUUGCAGACAGUUUAUAAGUGAGUCAGUUGUACUUGUCGGGACUUUUACCUUUAUUUAUUAAUCAAUAAUUAUAUUCAUGCAGUUCAGAUGCAAUACCCAGGGCAUGUGCCAGUGGAAUGAGGUGCGUGUUUAACGGAAGCUCAGUAAUGUCUCAGUGAGGACUGCACUGCAUUCUGGGACUUUGGGCGUUUUUGGUGCGUUUUUAAACUUUAGCUCGACCCUUUCUUCAGUGUUAAAACGAAGCGAAGAGCUAGUGAAUAUCGACCAGCAGCAUCACGUGUGUCUUGUUUUGUAAAAGUGCUCUGUACACCAGCAGUCAUCCCCACACCUAAUUAUAACUCAGAUCUAUAAUGUAGGCUAAAACUCCCUCGGGCUAGAGCUGCUGAAUCUAUUUACACCAUUACUGAUGGCAGAUAUGUGACUAUGGGGACAGAGCCUGCAAACCAAAGCAAGCAGCCUCAACCUGCACCUAAUUUAAUAUCAUUAAUACUCUAACUGCAUUAGCUGGAUGACUUUAGGUUUUUUUUUCAUUCAUAUUUUAUCUUUUAAUGGCCUGCUACUUAUUUUACAAAUGCAAAAAUAAAAUUUGAAGCAUUAUUAGUCAGUAGCCUAUAGAUCAUUUAGGUAAAAUAAUGCUUAGAAAUAAACUUAAGUCAUUUAGCCUAUUAAACAACAUACAUGGCACACUGUUUUGUAUAUGCACAGGCUAAAGGGAUAAAGCUGAACAGGCUAACGUAUUGCACUCUUGUUUUGCAUCAGUAUUAAAAUUAAUUUUAUUUUGCUUCAAAGUGACAAUUCAUCAAAUCCUAGACAUCCGAAAAAUAACAACUGAAACAGAUCCUAAGACUUAUUUCAUAAAAUGAGGAAACUAUCAGUACAACAGAAUAACCUACAUAUUUCAAUAGGUCAGCUGUGAAAGUUUUGCUUUUGUUUUAACAAAACCAACAAAUCAAAUAAUUUGCACUAAGACAGUUCUUUCACAUUUAUGUUUGCACUGUGCACCAUCCUUUAAUAACACGCCAUGAUCUAUUCGAUUAUUAUUAUUAUUUUUAAUAAUCAUAUGAGCAUACUAAUUAAAUAUAAUUUAGUUUAAGGCUGAUUUAUCCAAGCUCAGAAAGCAACCAUGAGCAUUUAUUGGAUAUGAGAAGUAGAAAAUGUUAAGUCCUUUCCCUGACCUGACACACAUUAGGCUUUAGUGAAUUAGGUUUAUUCACACUGUUUCCAGAUCUGUGUGUAUGGUUUCUAUAAUGGUCUCAUUUUCCCACAGAUGUAAUGGUCGGCAUAUCAUAGUUCUUACUCUAACAAGAAACACAACUAAUUCAAAUGACAGGGACACAUCCAACUGAAGGAGAAGCCAGAAGUGCAUGAAGCCUGUGCUCACAUUUUAACAUGAAGGAAAAACUUUAGUGUUGUAUUCAUUCAUACAGAGCAAAUUUUAGUCAAAAUGGACACAAAUAAAUGCUCUAAGACUAAUUCAGUAAUGAAGAUUAUACUGUGCAAAUCCAGUCUCUUGUUUGCUGGCUUUUACAACACCACGACACAGUGCAAGUGCUCACACCUCCUCUUAAAAAAGAAUGGAAGCAUCUGGGUGUCUCUUAAUUUUGUCUGCAUGGAUUUUUAAUCUUGCCCUGUGGUGA